Topomyia yanbarensis is the source of this 2683-nucleotide messenger RNA. RefSeq names its product glutamine synthetase 1, mitochondrial-like. The record is from RefSeq and is a predicted model, not a curated record. Gene Ontology annotation, cellular component: cytoplasm. Bases 620 to 1831 code for a protein of 403 amino acids. Gene Ontology annotation, molecular function: glutamine synthetase activity. The transcript is spliced from 3 exons. NCBI's taxonomy places the organism in Eukaryota, Metazoa, Arthropoda, Insecta, Diptera, Culicidae.
CCUAGCUUAAGUAGUUGAACCGCGAUUUGUGCUGCAACAUUUCGCCCAAUUCGUUCGAACCAAUCGGUUCAGUAGCAUUCAGUGCUGUGUCGUGGAAUAGUGUUUUGCCGUGUUGCUCCGGGAAGCCUUACUGCUCGAGAGUCUGUGCCUUGCCAUUCCUGCUGUUCGAGACAACGACCGCCAGCGAUCAUCGACUCAAGCUGCGGCACGCCAUUCACUACCGCAUCAACCGUUCGUUUUUUGGUGGGAGUGAGCGUCAGACCAGUUUUCCUCGCGAAAGGCAGUCGCCGGAGUGUGAGAAAAAUCAGUCGGACUUGUUGCCGUACUGCGACUAGAAGCCAUAUCAGUGUUGUUUUAAUCAGUCACUCUAUUCAAUGGACAAGGACGAUAUUUUGCUUUGAAACCGUUGUCCAUACCUUUAUUGCCCAUUUCGAAUGUUUUAUCUCUGAAGCAUUUAUUGGUAGGUUGAUUUGUGCUACUCAAGUAUAGCCAGCCACAUUGAAUGCCUGUGCCAAGUUUCGCUGUGAUAUAAGUUUAAAAUAAAUCGACGUGAGGUGAAAGAAAAGUGAGUUUGUGUCGAUAAAAAGUGAAAUAUAUCGUGCCAAACAACGCCUAACACAUGAAAAUGGCAUUGAGAGUGGUAGGGUUAUUGAUUCGCCAGGAAGUUUCUGCCCUUGGCGGUAGGACGACAACGCGCAUGAUCAGCAGCAGCACGGUUCGAUCUGCACGUAUUUUGAAGGAUUCUCCCAACGCAUAUCUAAACAAAAAUGUUUUGGACCGGUAUCAGAAGUUGAAAUACGACCCCAAGUAUGUUCAGGCCACAUACGUGUGGAUUGAUGGUACAGGAGAAAAUGUUCGCCUAAAGGACCGUGUAUUGGACUAUGUCCCGCAGAAGCCAGAAGACGUUCCGAACUGGCAGUACGAUGGCAGCUCAACAUAUCAGGCUCUGGGCAAGAACUCAGACAUCAAACUUGUUCCACGGGCUCUGUACAAGGAUCCGUUCAAGCCAGGCAAGAAUGAUGUCAUUGUUCUGUGUGACACAUAUGAGCCGAGCGGUAAACCGACUGAAUCAAACAAACGUGCGGCCAUGCAGGAUGCGUACGACAAAACGCAAAGCUAUGAGCCAUGGUUUGGAAUCGAACAAGAGUACACCUUUUUAGAUAUCGAUGGUAGACCACUAGGUUGGCCGUCUGGUGGAUUCCCUGGACCACAGGGACCUUACUACUGUGCUACCGGGGCACAGAAUGUUGUCGGUCGCGAUAUUGCUGAAGCUCAUACUCUCGCUUGUCUGUAUGCAGGAAUCGACUUUGCAGGAACUAACGCCGAAGUGAUGCCUGCUCAGUGGGAAUAUCAAGUUGGACCUAACCUAGGCAUGAAAUGUGCCGAUGACCUGUGGGUCUCCAGGUAUAUCUUGUGGAGAAUUGCUGAAGAUUACGGUGUCGUUGUGACAUUCGAUCCCAAACCAAUGGAAGGUAACUGGAACGGUGCCGGCGGUCACUGCAACUUUUCCACUAAGCAAAUGCGGGCAGAGAAUGGCAUCGAAGCCAUCAAGGCUGCAAUCGAAAAACUCUCCAAACAGCAUGCCAAACACAUCAAGGCGUACGAUCCUCGCGGAGGAAAAGACAACGAACGUCGACUGGUUGGCAGGUUGGAAACUUCGUCGAUCGACAAGUUCAGCUGGGGAGUCGCUGACCGUAGUACAAGUGUGCGCAUUCCACGCGGCGUUGCCGAAGCCAAUAAAGGUUACCUCGAGGAUCGACGUCCCAGUUCCAAUUGUGAUCCCUACAGUGUUUGUCAUGCCAUUUUAACCACAUGCCUGGUGGACAACUAAACCAUCGGUUGAUUGCAUGCAUCUAACAUACCACAAUAAAUCUGUCUAUACUUACUGCAAUUGUGUAUUCUCGUUAGGUAGAUGGAUGUUUUCUCCAGGAGAAUUAAAAAAGACGUGUGUUAUUACUGUGUCAGGAAAACGAUAUAAUUUUGAAUCUUUCAACAACAAUGAGUUUAAACGACAAAGAUAUUAUAGUAUCACGGAAAAUACACAACCACAAGUUAUUCACAUACACAUAAGCUACUGCUGCCAACAUGAUCAGGGAUGCUAGUGAAGAGACAAAUAAACGGUACCUUACAAAGUGCAGACAAACACUACUCAUGUUGCAAGUUGCAACUAGUAAAUUGUAUAUUAUUUUUGUAAAUUUUACUUAAGCGUGUUACAUAGUACGGUCGAAUGAGAAUAGGUGAACGCAUGUGCAAGAUUCAAGGUAUACCUAAAACUGAGCCAACCAAGAUACAUACAGUUACGUUUAAGGAAGCUUUGUUUUUAUUGUUUAUAAUGAUAAAGAUGAAAGUAUGUAUUAUUGACUGACUUUUUUCGUUGUGUUUUAGAUUAGUUUAGAACAAACUGAACGAGAAAGUGGAAAAAAAUCUUAGCUCAACUGUGGUGCAUUGGAACCCGAUUCCGAGAUGUCAGAAAAAUGUGUUUUUGUUGUUAACUAAACGUAGUUUCUAUCGAAAAGUUGCGCAAAUUGGAACUCAAACUGCUUCAAAAUAUAUCUAAAGAGUAAUAUAAUGAAACAAAUAUCAAAUUUUUGAACAGUAUGAAACUGUUGAUGAAGCAAAUAAUAUAACAUAUUAUAUGAGAAAUAGAAUGAAUAUUACGUGUAUACCAUUGAGUUCGACUUAA